This is a messenger RNA of Solea solea (common sole), 4736 nucleotides long. It is a transcript of the gene rasal2, whose product is annotated as RAS protein activator like 2. Gene Ontology annotation, biological process: regulation of GTPase activity. The record is from RefSeq and is a predicted model, not a curated record. The transcript has 18 exons. Lineage: Eukaryota; Metazoa; Chordata; Actinopteri; Pleuronectiformes; Soleidae. The coding region runs from base 129 to 4301 and encodes 1390 amino acids.
GUGACGGACGUUCAUCUCACCGCUGUCGGUUGUUAUGUCCGCGUUGUGGCACAGCUGUCGUGUAACCAGCUGUUUGUACUCCGUCUGCUCGUCGCCCGCUAACUGGAGACGCCUGUGUGGGACGGAACAUGAGUGGGUUUGGCGCCCACUGCCCGGCCUCGUACAGCUGGCACCAUUACAGGGAGCCUCGGCGGAGGCCCCACCCCCAGCCGCCUCCUGAGCAGCUGUUGGACAGAUGUGAGUGGGGAACAUCUGCCCAGGUGGACCCAAUCACUGCGUCCACUCCUGAGGGCAAAGGUCACAAGUCUGAGCGUCUUCGCCAGCAGCUGCUCCACCUCCCGAGGUCCAGCCCUGAACCAAAUAUCAAGAGCGGAUAUCAAACACACGCAGGAUCAACGAGGCCUUCCUCUCUGUGCAGGAUCCUCCCCUACAUCAGGUCCAUGUCUGAGCCUGGGUCAGGGUCAGCCGAUGGUCCGCUCAGGAAGACAGGGUCACAUGCUAACCGACAAACUCUUUCCAUCAGCAGCUUCGUCCGCUUGUUCUCUCGGAGAAUCGUCCGGGAGGAAAGUCAAACACACGUUCACAAGCCUGAGGUUAAAGGUCCGCCCUCUCACCGCUUCUCCUGUGGUCAGAGUCCAAACACCGACAACCGCGUCUGGGAGAGAAAGUUCUGCGUUCUGACCGACACUCAGCUCGUCCUGAUCAACAAGGAUGAAGAGGCUGCAGGUGAAGCUCAGGAAAGUCCCACAGUCUCAGCGAAGGGUCGAAGUCUCCGCAGGACGGUCAGCGUCCCCUCAGAGGGACAGUUCCCAGAGUUCCAGACAGAGGGCGCCACCAUGCUUGAAGCGUCAUCGGAGCGUUCGCCGAGGAGGAGGAGCAUUUCCGGUCUGGGGAGUUCGGAGAAGAGCGUCGCCAUCGACAACCCAAACUCCUCGCCGUUUAAAGUCUCGGGUUUCUUCAGUAAACGUCUCAAAGUCUCCAUAAAGAGGACGAAGAGUCAGACCAAACUGGACCGAAACACCAGCUUCAGACUUCCACUGCUGCGACCCGCUGAGCCUGACAGGUCCCGCGCUCUGCCCAAGCUGAAGGAGUCCAGCUCCCAUGAGUCUCUGCUGAGCCCGGGCAGCGCGGUGGAGGCACUGGACCUGAACAUGGAGGAGGACGUCCUGGUCAAACCGCUGCACUGCAGCAUCCUGGGACAGGAGUUCUGCUUCGAGGUCACGUACUCGGGCGGCAGCAAGUGUUUCAGCUGCUCGUCGGCGUCAGAGAGAGACAAGUGGAUGGAGAACCUGCGCAGGACCAUUCAGCCCAACAAGGACAACUGUCGCCGAGCUGAGAACCUGCUGCGUCUAUGGAUCAUCGAGGCCAAAGACCUGCCGCCAAGGAAGAAGUAUUUCUGCGAGCUGUGUCUGGACGACGUCCUCUACGCCCGCACCACCAGCAAGACCCGCCAGGACAGCCUGUUCUGGGGUGAGUACUUUGACUUCGGCGGCCUGCCGCCCGUGCACAGCAUCACCGUGCACAUCUACCGCGACAUGGACAAGAAGAAGAAGAAGGACAAGAACAACUACGUGGGCCUGGUCAACAUCCCGGUGUCUGGCGUGACGGGACGGCAGUUUGUGGAGAAGUGGUACCCGGUGAGCACGCCCACCACCAGCAAGACCAAGGGCGGCGGCCCCUCGAUCCGCAUCAAGACUCGCUUCCAGACCAUCUCCAUCCUGCCCAUGGAGCAGUACAAGGAGUUCGCCGAGUUCGUCACCAACAACUACUCCAUGCUGUGCUCGGUGCUGGAGCCCGUCAUCAGCGUCAAGAACAAGGAGGAGAUGGCGAGUGCGCUGGUCCACAUCCUGCAGAGCACCGGGAGGGCAAAGGACUUCCUGACAGACCUGGUGAUGUCAGAGGUGGACAGGUGUGCCGACCACGAUGUCCUCAUCUUCAGGGAGAACACGUUGGCCACCAAGGCCAUCGAAGAGUAUCUGAAACUGGUGGGACAGAAAUAUCUGCACGACGCGCUCGGUGAGUUCAUCAGAGCUCUGUAUGAGUCCGAUGAGAACUGUGAGGUUGAUCCCAGUCGAUGUUCUGGUUCUGAUCUGGCUGAACACCAGAGUAAUCUGAAGAUGUGCUGUGAACUGGCUUUCUGCAAGAUCAUCAACUCCUACUGUGUGUUUCCUCGUGAGUUGAAGGAGGUGUUUGCGUCAUGGAAGCAGCAAUGCACGGCUCGCGGUCACCAGCAGGACAUCAGCAAGCGUCUGAUCAGCGCCUCGCUCUUCCUGCGCUUCCUCUGCCCGGCCAUCAUGUCGCCGUCGCUCUUCAGUCUGAUGCAGGAAUAUCCCGACGACCAGACGUCACGGACACUGACGCUCAUCGCCAAAGUCAUCCAGAACCUCGCCAACUUCACCAAGUUUGGAAACAAAGAAGAGUACAUGGCUUUCAUGAACGACUUCCUGGAGCACGAGUGGGCGGGGAUGAUGCGCUUCCUGUCAGAGAUCUCCAACCCAGAGACGCUGUCCAACACGCCGGGGUUCGAGGGUUACAUCGACCUUGGCCGCGAGCUGUCCGUGCUGCACGCUCUGCUGUGGGAGGUCGUCUCCCAGCUCGACAAGGGUGAAAAUUCCUUCCUGCAGGCCACCGUAGCAAAGCUGGGCCCGCUUCCGGGGAUUCUGGGAGACAUCUCUCGCUGUCUGGCCUCCCCGACGCCAGUGCAGCAGCUGCGGCGUUUCCAGGACCAUGGCUCCACCCACAACAUAAGCAGCAGCCUGUCGUCAGGGUUACAGCGAAUCUUUGAGGAUCCCACUGACAGCCUUCAGUCUCCGUCCACAGAGCGUGUGGAUGGUUAUGUGAGAGGUCAGCGCCCCCUGCUGUUACAGCGCCCCUCCUUCCACGCCAGCUUCUCGGAUCAUGAAGAGCGUGACGAUCUUCUGUCAAACGGCCGCAGCGUGUCUCUGGUCGACCUGCAGGACGCUCAGAACCUGCACCACGAGGCUCCGCCCCACCUCAGCAGGGCCGGCUCACAGGUGUCCGUUGGACACGCAGCGUUACCGCACAGCCACUCCCACUCCAACCCGAUGACGCCCCAGCCGGCGCCGCACCAGGUCAAAGCCCCACCCAGAGACACUCAGCCUCAGAGCGCCCCGCAGGUGAGGCGCCCACUGCACCCGUCUGUCAGCCAACCACGCAGCCUGCAGCCUCUGUCCUUCCAGAACCCCGUCUACCACCUGAGUAACCCUGCCCACAGCCUCUCCACCCGCUCCGCCCACUCUGCGCCACAAGACUCCAGCUCAGAGAACCUGAGCACCGAGAGUUCACUCAACAGCCACAGCAACUCUGACGACUACGGCAGCCAAGUGGGGGUCAAAGGUCGAGAUCCCUCCAACAGCAGUCUGGACGAGCGGAGCACGCACAGUGAGGACUGUCCGACGCCUCGCCACCACGCACCGCCCGACCUCCCCCCCAGCACCGCUACGGCAGUCGCUGUCCCCCGUCAGAGCACUACGACGGGCACCGCCCACAUCGUCAAGGUUGAACAGCAGAGCAAGGGAGGGGGCAGGGCACGGACGCCAUGCUCUCUUCCUCACUGUACCUCAGUACGCAGCAGCAGCAGCGCUAACACCGAGCCGACGCCCACCACCAGCCACGCCAGCCGCCAUCAAUCCUGUUCUGCCGAGAACACGACUCCGCCCCCAAAGAGUUCCGCCAAACAGCUUCAGGCGGUGGCGUCUCCAGCGGACGCUGUGGUGGUGGCCAUGUCUCCUGUGGAGAGGACGGCGGCCUGGGUCCUCAACAACAGCCAGUAUGAGGAGGUGGGUGGAGCCAGGAGCAGGGAGGAGGGCGGAGACAGGAGCAGGGAGGAGGGCCGUAACACGGAGAAGUACGAGCUGGAGAUCUCGCGGCUGAAGGAGCGUCUGCGAGUGUCUGGAUGUCGCCUGGAGGAGUACGAGCGACGUCUGCUGGUCCAGGAGCAGCAGAUGCAGAAGCUGCUGCUCGACUACAAAAACCGUCUGGACGAGAGUGAAGAGAGACUGAGGAGACAACAGGAGGAGAAGGAGGAUCAGAUGAAGAGCAUCAUCAGCAGGCUCAUGGCGGUGGAGGCGGAGCUAAAGCGUGACCAUGCUGAGAUGCAGUCUGUGAUUGAAGCCAAACAGAAAAUCAUUGACGCUCAGGUCAGUAACGGAUGUGACAUAAACCAAUCAGGAGAAGAGGAUCGGGUCUCUGGAUGCGGCAAACUCUCGGCUGAUGGCGGCGCUGACGCAGGUGAAGGAGCGCUACACGACACCACACCUGCACAACGGCCUGUCGCCUAGCAACCCCAGCAAACUGUCAAUCACUGAGAACGGAGAGUUCAGGAACAGCAGCUGCUGAUUGGGGGCACGUCUGACCCCGCCCACCUCACCUGUGUCGGAUGUGGACAUUCAAUGAUAGAGAGAGAGAGGAUUUAUAAUCAGUAUAUAAAUACUAAAGCUUUGUGUGGGAGUGUGUGUGUGAGUGCGUGCGUGUGUGUGAGUGUGUGUCACAGUGAGGAACAAACAAAACAAUCUUCACUUUUUUUUCUAACAAAUGUUUUUAUUGUUUUUGUGUUGUGUUUUAUUUGCAGCUUCGUUGUUUGUUUUUACAUGAUAACUUUGUUUAUUUAUUCCUUUGCGACCUCGUCCUGUUGCUGAUCUACUGAAGUGUCACCUGUGGUAUCAGGGUCAAAGGUCACACCUGUCUGCUGAAUAAAAAUCUGCCUGAAAACCUGA